AUGUGUCUACCAGGCCGCGAGAACACGAUGGGCGUCUUCUCUCCCGCGUUGGAGCUCGAAGGUCCGGACGGCGAGCGAGCGCAGCCUACCAGCAACCGUGCCGAGCUCCGCGCCGUUAUCCACGCUUUGGAGCAUCGAUAUCUUUCUCGAGAAGGCUGGGAGGCUCUGGUGAUUGCCACUGACUCGACCUACGUCGUCAAUGGCGCCACUUCGUGGGUUCCAACUUGGGUCACAAAGGAGUGGUGCAAAGCAGAUGGCACCAAGGCCGCCAACAUCGAUCUCUGGAAGCACGUGUUCCAUCUAUUUCGACUGUACGCCAUCCAUGGCUGCGAAGUUUUGUUGUGGCACAUACCUCGAAAGCAAAAUGCACUAGCAGACAAAUUCGCGAAGGAAGCCACCACGAGGGUGCCGCUGACGAGUUGGAAUUCAUAUCGCCAUCCGUUCCUGAAGCAGGAAAAGUAUUUCGACUUUUGA
Anthostomella pinea is the source of this 474-nucleotide messenger RNA. Lineage: Eukaryota; Fungi; Ascomycota; Sordariomycetes; Xylariales; Xylariaceae. The record is from the annotation of a GenBank genome assembly.